AUUAUUGGAAUAAUAUUAGUGAAAAUAAUAUUAAUUUUGAUUUAAGAAAAUGGAUGUUCUCUUUUAUGACUGAUCUUUUAUUAGAUUUAUUUAUAGGAAAAAGAAGUCAUUCUAUAAAUAAGUAUUAUUCUGAAUUAAUUAAUGAUAAUAAUUUGGAUGAUGAUAAUAAUAAGGAUAAGGAUGAUGAUAAGAGUGUUGGAUAUGCUGAACUUUUAUUGAAAUAUGUUGAUGGUUAUACUUUUCAUUUAUUUUUUGGUGCAUAUGCAAAAUAUAUUCCUAUAUUUAAAGGUAUAGCAAAAAAUCAUAUUAUUAAUAGAAAUAAUUAUUGGAAUUAUAUUUAUAAUAUUAUUAAUAAUCAUAAAAAAAUUAUUGAAAAUACUCCAAAAGAUCAAUUAAGGCAAGAUUUGAUCACUUUACUUUUAACUGCUAAUACUGAUCAUGAUAUUAAUAUUUCAAAGAGUAAAGUACAAGAUUUUAAUCCUGAUCUUCAACGUCCUUUAAAUGAUAAAGAAUUAUUAAUUAAUUUAUCAGAAUCUAUUGGUGGAGGUGUAGAUGCAAUUUCUAGUACAUUUAUAUUUUUAAUUUAUAAUAUUAUAAAAAAUCCUGAAGUAAUAAUUAAGAUAAGAGAAGAAGUUGUGAAUAUUCUUGGAAAAGAUCCUCGUAAUAUUAAUAUGGAAGAUCUUGAUAAAUUUAAAUAUAUUGAAGCUGUAAUUAAAGAAACUGUUCGUAUAAAUUCCCUUACCCCUUUAGUUGAUCGUUAUAAUGAUGUACCUGAUGAAGUUGCUGGUUAUAAUUGGCCCGCAAAUACUCAUUUUAUUAUGAAUUCUUCUGGUAUUCAAUCUGAUUCAAAAUUUUGGGAAAAUCCUGAAAAGUUUGAUCCUGAACGUUUCAUUAAUCCUUCUUUAAAUAAUAAUCUUAAAGCAUUAAUUGUAUUCGGUGGUGGAAUUAAAAUUUGCCCUGGAAGAAAAUUAGGAAUGAUAAUAUUAAAAACCUUAACAGCUUUACUUGUACCUCAAUUCGAUUUUGAAUUAGUUAAUCCAAAUGUUCCAAUGAAAAUUAGAUAUGCUAUUUUUAAUCAACCUGCUGAAUUAUAUAUUAGAAUAAAAAAGAGGGACAUAUCAUUAAAAUGACGAAAUUAUGGAAGUAUUAUUUAGUUGCGUGUUAUUAUUAACACGUUCGUUUAUAUAUUAUUAUAGGUUAAAAUAGUUGAAUUAU
This is a messenger RNA of Rhizophagus irregularis DAOM 181602=DAOM 197198, 1215 nucleotides long. RefSeq lists its product as uncharacterized. Gene Ontology annotation, molecular function: oxidoreductase activity, acting on paired donors, with incorporation or reduction of molecular oxygen; monooxygenase activity; iron ion binding. The record is from RefSeq and is a predicted model, not a curated record. NCBI's taxonomy places the organism in Eukaryota, Fungi, Glomeromycota, Glomeromycetes, Glomerales, Glomeraceae.